Saccoglossus kowalevskii is the source of this 825-nucleotide messenger RNA. RefSeq lists its product as uncharacterized. NCBI's taxonomy places the organism in Eukaryota, Metazoa, Hemichordata, Enteropneusta, Harrimaniidae. Gene Ontology annotation, molecular function: DNA-binding transcription factor activity; RNA polymerase II cis-regulatory region sequence-specific DNA binding. Gene Ontology annotation, biological process: regulation of transcription by RNA polymerase II. The record is from RefSeq and is a predicted model, not a curated record.
AUGCCUGGUAGAAUACAUGUAAAAGACGAGAAGGUGCAAGAGAAUGAAGUCGGUAAAAAAGAUAUGAACCACCAAGUCCUUGGCUCUGAUCAAUACAGACAUAAUGAUGAAUUGAAUCAACAGCAGAAAUGUAAUACAGAUGGUAUGAAACUAAGUCGGUUAGAAGAAGAUGGUGAACAAACUAAUGGAGCACCUAAGAAUGGUAUAAGCAUCGAUACAACUCCGACUAAUUCAAAUAAUGCAAGUACCCCUACUCAGGGUGUAGAGAUUGCCUUUACCAAUGUGAUGGCUAUGUAUGGACAUGAAAUUGACAACCCUUCACCAACUCCUCCAAUGAUGUCACCGCAAAUUGAAGAAAAUAACUUGAAUAAUAAUGCUAUAGAUUAUAGCAUCAAUCAGCAACAAGAUCACCUUCAGGUCGUGCACCACCAACAACAAACAACGCAUAUCAGAGACAACGUUGAGCAGAGCGAUAAUGUCAGCGACUCUUUGGAAGAAAUUAGCUGUCCUAGUGAAAAGGAGAAUGUUACGUCUCGGCAACGAAAGUAUCCACCGUGGCAGAAUAGAUGUCAGAAUCAUGACGACGAACCUGGCUCAUCAGUUCCAUCACGAUCGUUGUGCGUAAGGUGUCGCAUCGAUCCUGUAUCAGGUUCGCCCAUUUAUAAAUGUGAACAUUGCCAAAUUAUUUUUCUAGAUCAUGUCAUGUUUACGAUACACAUGGGUUGCCAUGGUUUCCACAAUCCAUUACAAUGCAAUAUAUGUGGUUUCCGUAGUAACGAUAGGUAUGAGUUCACAUCGCAUCUGACACGAGGUGAUCAUCUCUAA